AUGUCCUUGACUGUCAAGGUUUCUUGUGAUGUGAACGCUCCCAUGGAAGUGCUGUGGGAGACCCUUUGUGAUGUGAAGAAUCGGCCGACCUUUGUGAGCCGGGUUACCAAGGUGGAGUUCAAGAAACGCAGCAAGAACCAUGGGCUGGUGACAAUCCACCCCGAGGAAUUCGUCCAUCAAGAGGGAAGUCUCUGGGUGGUAGAGUCUUUGUUCCAAGGGAAAACCUUUCGCAGUAUCGACUCUAUCACAUCCAUGAGAAAACCCAAUACUAGUGAUAAUGAUAAGACUGCUUCGGUACAAAUCAGUUCCCAGUUUCUCGACAAGAGAUUCUCCACCCGAAACAGAGCAGUCCACAUUGGAACUUUCACCAUAGAGGCUUUGAACGAGAAACGAUGUCGGCUUCAUGGAUCUCUGGGGUUCCUGCCGGGUGGAUGUUGGGGUGCCUUGGAUCUGUGGAUGCGAAAACGCCAAAUUCAAAAAUUAGCUCCCCUCUGGAUGCGAGAAUAUCUCACGGAGUUUGCUACCGAAGCGGAAAAGAGAAGUGGCAAACAGUAG
Messenger RNA from Seminavis robusta, 555 nucleotides. Lineage: Eukaryota; Bacillariophyta; Bacillariophyceae; Naviculales; Naviculaceae. The record is from the annotation of a GenBank genome assembly.